AUGGCGUCGCCGUCGCCGUCAGCUGGAGAGAAGAAGAAGAUCCUGGUGGCGAGGAAGGGCCGGCUGCGGCAGCGCUACGACGGCGAGUACCGCCUGGUGGCCGGGUGCGUGCCGUACCGUGUGGGCGCGGACGGCCAGCCCGAGCUGCUCAUGGUCUCCACGCCCAACAGGGACGACCUCGUCUUCCCCAAGGGCGGGUGGGAGGACGACGAGGACGUGCACGAGGCGGCGUGCCGCGAGGCGCUGGAGGAGGCCGGCGUCAGGGGCGCAAUCAACCGGACUGCGCUCGGGAUGUGGGUGUUCAGGAGCAAGAGCAGCCCGGUGAGCAGCGACGACAGCCCCCGGGGCGCCUGCAAGGGCUACAUCUUCGCUCUGGAGGUGGCCGAGGAGCUGGAGCAGUGGCCCGAGCAGGACACCCACGGCAGGCAGUGGGUCUCCCCGGCGGACGCGUACCGCCUCUGCCGCUACGACUGGAUGCGCGAGGCGCUGUCGGCGCUGCUGGACCGCCUGGCGGAGCCCAAGCCCGCCGCGGAGGGGCUCGGCGAGCACGCCGGCGUGUACAUGAUAGUCAAGGCGGCCGCAGCCACCGCGGAUCGAGCGGUGGCGCUGUGGUAG
Messenger RNA from Miscanthus lutarioriparius, 615 nucleotides. NCBI's taxonomy places the organism in Eukaryota, Viridiplantae, Streptophyta, Magnoliopsida, Poales, Poaceae. The record is from the annotation of a GenBank genome assembly.